UCCCCAGAUCCUUCUAAAGUUAUAACCUCUCUCACUCUCUCGCACGUGACCACUCUCUUAAAUCUCUCUCCCAAUUCCAAACCCAACCAAAAGCCCAUCGCUUUCUCCUUCCGUCAAUCCUAAACCCAAAAAAAGCCAUCAAAUCCCUCCCUCCCUCCCUCUCUCUUUCAUUUCCAUUUCCUCGUUUCCAUCAUCAUCGCGCUUCCUUUCUGUCUUUUUCCCCCGCACCCCUUACUUGUUAUUAUCACUGCCCCGUGCGUGCGUUUAAUGGCUCCGCGCCUCGCUAUAAAACCCCCCAAACAGAUUCAUUGAGAUUCAAAUGCUAUUGGACGACACGCCGUAUCUACGCUCAAAUGCUCGGAUCUCUCGCUGGUGUAAAACCGCUUCUCUCUCUCUCUCUUGCCUCUCUUUCCACGCCUCUUCCUUCUUCGUCAACACCUUCUUCGCUUUUAGUCUUCGUGUUGGCGGCAAUUUGAAUUCCGUUACUGUUCUCUCGCAUUCGUGAUGCUUUCUUUGGUACUAUCUAAUGUUACGUGGCCUCCAGCUUGAAGCAGUUGGAGCUGCAAAAGUAUGUGUUUCGAUUAUUUGUGGUUGUAGAGCUACCUUUAGCUUUGAUAUCUCUCUUAUGGGUUAAGGAGUGUGGCGAAAUGGUUUUACAUUCCAAUUUUAUUAAAACAUGGAAGAGACACGAGAAGAUGCAGGGCCAGCAGAGCGAAGGCCAUCCAACAUGUCAUGGUGGCCUUCAGAUUUUGUUGAAAAAUUCGAAUCUGUUUCUUUGAGCUCUCAAGAUGAGACCUUAAAUAAUAAAGAAUCACCUAGACAUUCUAACCGGGAUGUUAUGUCACCUCAGAAGGCGUCACAAAUUCUGUGGCGCACUGGAAUGCUUUCAGAACCAAUACCCAACGGUUUUUAUUCAGUCAUUCUGGAGAAAAGACUCAAGAAACUUUUUGAUAGUAUUCCUACUUUGGAGGAGCUUCAAGCUUUGGGUGGAGAGGGUUUUAGGGCUGAUGUCAUUGUUGUGGAUGCAGAGAAAGAUAGAAGGUUAUCUAUGUUGAAGCAACUAAUUGUGGCAUUAGUUAGAGGAUUGAAUUCAAACCCACCUGCGAUGAUUAAGAAGAUAGCUGGAUUAGUUUCUGACUUUUAUAAGCGAUCAAAUGUAGAAAGCCCAGCAAAAGCUGCACUUGAGGAAUCAUCCCACAUGUUUGAGAAUCGUGGCGUCCAGAUGCUGGGGCAAAUAAGGCAUGGUUCGUGCCGUCCUCGAGCCAUCUUAUUUAAAGUAUUAGCAGAUACUGUAGGUCUUGAAAGUAGACUUAUGAUGGGUUUUCCAAAUGAUGGGGCUGCUGAAUGUGUAGACUCUUACAAGCAUAUGUCAGUGAUAGUUGUGUUAAAUUCUGUGGAACUGCUGGUUGAUCUUAUGCGUUUUCCUGGCCAACUAUUACCACGAUCAACCAAGUCAAUUCUUAUGACACAUAUUUCUGCAGCAGGAGAGAGUGAUUCUGCAGAAAAUGAUUCCUGUGACUCACCAUUAGAACCAAAUAGUCCUUUAUAUGGGGUUUCAGAGAGUGUUGAAAAGGAGGAAAACCUCCAAUUCCAUAGAAGAUUUGAAGUGUCUUCGAAUGUAUCAGGCCUUCCCUUGCGAAAUAUGAUGUUACGAUCAAAUACCAGUCUGGACAGGAAUUGGAGUUUUUCUCAUAGUGAACCCAACAUUGCUACUGCAUUUGGUCGGCGUAGUCGGAGAAAGGUCAUUGCUGAACAGAGGACUGCUAGUUCAAGUCCAGAACAUCCAUCAUUGCGAGCUCAUGGACGGUCCAAGCUUAGUGGUGACAGGACUUCUUUUAGAGAUUUUGCUGAUGACCAGUCUACACUAAGAUCCAGCUACAAGUCAGAUGGCGCUUCCUCAUCAGAAGCUCGUAGGAUACGAAGAAGAAGUAUCAGCAUUACACCAGAGAUUGGUGAUGAUAUUGCUAGGGCUGUACGGGCGAUGAAUAAAACGCUAAAGCAAAAGCGUCUUCCGAGAGAGCAGGGGGGUGAUAGUUCAUUAUCUCAUUCUCCAAUUGACAGAACCAGCAGUUUAGAUCUUCAGAAAAAUGUGUCAAAUUUCCAUCUUGAUGGUCACCAUGAGAGGUCCCCCUUAUAUUUGUUACACCGUGACCCUGUGACGUCUCAAAAGGCAAUGUCGUUACCUUCUUCUCCGCAUGAUUAUAGAGUACAAGCCUCUGAGAGAAGCGAGGCAUCAGAAUAUACAACGAAUGAUGAACUGGAGUCUACUUGGAAUAAAAUCCUCGAAUCACCAAUGUUCAGUAAUCGACCUCUGUUACCAUAUGAAGAAUGGAAUAUUGAUUUCACAGAAUUGAAUGUUGGAACUCGUGUUGGGAUUGGGUUCUUCGGAGAAGUUUUCCGUGGCAUAUGGAAUGGCACAGAUGUUGCUAUCAAGGUUUUCCUAGAGCAAGAUUUAACUGCUGAAAACAUGGAAGAUUUCUGCAAUGAGAUAUCCAUUCUCAGCCGGCUCCGACAUCCUAAUGUUAUCUUAUUUCUUGGUGCAUGCACAAAGCCCCCACGCUUGUCAAUGGUGACUGAAUACAUGGAGAUGGGAUCUUUGUUUUACUUGAUUCAUGUGAGCGGUCAGAAGAAGAAGCUUAGCUGGCGGAGAAGACUAAAGAUGUUGCGAGACAUAUGCCGGGGCUUAAUGCACAUACAUCGUAUGAAGAUUAUUCACCGUGAUGUGAAAAGUGCAAAUUGUCUUGUGGACAAGCAUUGGAUAGUGAAAAUAUGUGAUUUUGGACUUUCAAGAAUAAUAACAGAAUCCCCCAUGAGAGAUUCCUCGUCAGCUGGAACCCCAGAAUGGAUGGCUCCUGAACUAAUUCGAAAUGAACCAUUCUCUGAAAAAUGUGAUAUCUUUAGCCUGGGAGUGAUAAUGUGGGAGCUCUGCACCUUGAAUAGGCCUUGGGAAGGCGUACCCCCGGAGAGGGUGGUUUACACCGUUGCUAAUGAGGGUGCUCGAUUGGAUAUUCCUGAAGGCCCGCUAGGCAGGCUGAUUUCAGAGUGUUGGGCGGAACCACAUGAACGGCCAAGUUGUGAGGAGAUUCUCUCUCGAUUGGUGGACAUCGAGUACUCAAUGUGUUGAUGCCGUGCUUUUAUCUUUUGUACAUAGUGAACUUUGGGUAGAGUUGUCACUUUGUGUUUUCGGCUGAUGUAUAAACUGAGUUUUUGUUCCUUAUCUGAAAACUUAUUGUAAUCAUGCAUCGGUGCGUGUUCCUAAGUUUCAUGAAGGGCAAUGAAAAGUAAAUCCAUCACUCA
Glycine soja is the source of this 3297-nucleotide messenger RNA. Its product is annotated as serine/threonine-protein kinase EDR1-like. Gene Ontology annotation, molecular function: ATP binding; protein kinase activity. Gene Ontology annotation, biological process: protein phosphorylation. Bases 677 to 3124 code for a protein of 815 amino acids. The record is from RefSeq and is a predicted model, not a curated record. The transcript is spliced from 17 exons. NCBI's taxonomy places the organism in Eukaryota, Viridiplantae, Streptophyta, Magnoliopsida, Fabales, Fabaceae.